AACUUAUCCUUGUCCUCCAAAAUGACCAAAACUCUUCAUGGGACUUGGAAACUCAAGUCUGCUGAAGAAGGAGAAACAGCUGUUGCUGAGCAACAAGACUCUGUUUCUGUUCCUGUCUCUCCCUCUAACACUCUCAGAAUGUACUUCCAGGUCACUGACAAUCAAUCUUGAUUGUUUGAAGGCAGAUGGAAUGUUGAAUGAAGCUGAAAUUCCAAAGGUGAGUAAGGCAUUAGAGGGAGCCGAAGGCGUUUCCAACUUGAAGGUUCAAGUCCUUGAGGGUAUUGGUACUGUUGAGUUAACUAAACAGACGACGGUCCAAGCCACUGGAGUGGCAUCCAAUUUGGUGGAGCUCAUACAGGGUGCAUGAUUCAAGUUACAUACAUUGAAUUUGAGCUUCGAUGAUGAAGAAGACAUUCUUGCGUAGAUGUCGUAUUUAGAUUUUGAAAAACUUGUCGUUGAAGUUCUAUGGCUCCUU
This is a messenger RNA of Hibiscus syriacus, 475 nucleotides long. RefSeq lists its product as uncharacterized. NCBI's taxonomy places the organism in Eukaryota, Viridiplantae, Streptophyta, Magnoliopsida, Malvales, Malvaceae. The transcript is spliced from 4 exons. Gene Ontology annotation, cellular component: chloroplast. Bases 38 to 367 code for a protein of 109 amino acids. The record is from RefSeq and is a predicted model, not a curated record.